AAAUAAUUCAGCCGUGUUAAUUUGGUAAGUGGAGGCGCCUUACCAUUGCAAAUCAAAAACUAAAUGCUAUCGUAUAUGAAAAAAUAUAUUAAAAAUAACUUAAGUAUUAAUCGAAACCGAGACUUCAUUCUCUUCACUUCACUCUCUUCACAUUCCUCAAAAUCAAAACCGACUCAUCGAAGUUCUUCAGAGUUCUCUCGAGUCGAAGCUUCAAUUGGUAUGAGUUUCGAUUUGAUUCUGAGUUUAGAAUAGAGACUGGUUCUCUCGAGUCGAAUCUCUUUGAUUUUGGGUUUCUCUUUGAUUCAAAUCUCUUUUCACAUGCAUGUCCGCGUUAACACAUGAUUCGAUUUUGAUUGUGCGUUUCGAUUAGGUUUUGAAUAUGAUUGUGGGUUUCGAUUAGGUUUUGAAUAUGAUUGUGGGUUUCAGUUUGAUUUUGAAUAUGAUUGAAGGUUUCGAUUUGAUUUUGGGUUUAGAUUUUUUGAUCGAAUGGCUUGAUUUGAUUUUGGAUUUGUUUAUCAGUUUCAGAAAUGGCAAAGACAAGAGGACAAGUUGGUUCUCGUCGGAGUAAACGUAAUCAAGGCUUGGAGGUAGUAGAUCAAGAGGACAAGGCACCGCAACUAAAAGUGAAGAAAAGAACAGCAAAGAAAACGGCUUCCCCUAAAAAGAAUUUAGUUUUAACGCCAACGAGAAGAAGUAGUAGAAUCAAGAAAGUGGCUGCUGAAGAUGAUUACAUAGAAGAUGUAACACCAUCUGACGAUGAUGAGGUAGAAGAUGUUACACCUCCUAAGGAUGAUGAAGUACAAGAUGUAACACCUGCUCAGGAUGAUGAAGUAGAAGAUGUAACACCCGAAGAUAAGGAUGAUCAGGCUGAGAAGUCAAUGUCUGAAGAAGAUAAAGACGAUGAAGAGGAUGUCAAUGGGAAAGAGGAUGAAGAAGAUGGCGAUGUCAAUGGGAAAGAGAAUGAAGAAGAUGGAGAUCUCAAUGGGAAAGAGAAUGAAGAAGAACCGGCCAAUAUGGAAGAUGAUGGAGUUCUUAAUGAGAAAGGGAACGAAGAGGAAGCUUGCGAAGAAGAAGCUCGCGAUAUGGAAGAAGAUGGCACUGCGCAAGAUGAUGAGAUUCCUAGUACUGAAGGAGUUGAGCUAGCAGGGGAGGAAGUUUCAAAAAAAAAAAAAAGAGGACCUACAAAGUUGCGUAGAGUGGCUGAAAAUCCCAAUGAUAAGAUUAUGGUCACAUUCAAUGACAUUGGUGAGCAUGUUGGACCUGGUUCAGUAACCCUAUCGUCGUUUCUUGGUCCUCUUGUGAGGGAACAUGUUCCGGUUACACUUGCCGAUUGGAGAAAACUUGAUGCAGCGACUAAAGCAACAAUGUGGGAAGAAAUUCAGGGGAGGUUUAACUUGCAAGAAGAGUGGCAGAAAGCUGUUAUUUUCAAGCAGCUGGGAAAUGUGUGGAGGGCUGGGAAGUCAAGGCUGGUGUCACAAGUACGUGUGGCGAAGACUGCAGCUGAGAGAAUAGCUUUAAAACCGAGCAACAUCCCAUCCCUUCAACUGUGGAACACUUGGGUUAAGAGUAAGACUACCAAAUCUUUCACAGAAACGAGUAACAAGUACAGAGCGAUGAGAAGAAAUCAGAUUCCUCACACCACCAGCCGCAAAGGAAUGCUUCGUUUAGCUGAUGAUAUGGUAAAAGAGUAGUCAAACAUCUACAUAUUGUAGAUCAGCUUGUUAGAUUAAAAUGGUAGUGAGAUAUGUUUGUUUUCAUAUA
Molecule: messenger RNA, 1761 nt
Organism: Brassica napus (rape)
Lineage: Eukaryota; Viridiplantae; Streptophyta; Magnoliopsida; Brassicales; Brassicaceae
Product: high mobility group nucleosome-binding domain-containing protein 5-like
Exons: 3
Coding region: 528-1691 (387 amino acids)
Source: RefSeq, a predicted model, not a curated record